UCCGUUCGCUACCUGCCUCCAUUCCGGUCCUUUCUCCGACUCAAUGCUUCGGCUCCCGACUGGCUAAUCCCUCUCCAGUCCGCGCGCUGGCGGGGACGUUGCCCUAUCUCUCCCCCCUGCUUUAAUCGUUCAUGCACACGUCGUCUGCACUCUUUCUGCCAGGAAUUGCAGAUGCGAACAGUUAGCGACCUGCUAUAUACGUGGUUGUGAUACCCACCUGCCAUAGCUGUGAUACCCAGUCCUUUCCAAAUCCCCAUGCCCAGAGUUCCGGUCAACAUGGCAGAUUUUCUCGCCUUCCAUAAUUAUUAUUCUCGCCACAACUUCCUCGCACCCUCUACAAUGCUUCCGCGCCCGACCAGCCACAAACGCACCAACUCAUCCGAGAAUAACUCCCUCUCCCCCGAUAAGACCGUGACCAAAGCCAGGUCCACAAAUGAUCUUUCUGGAUUCAAUACUGAAAAGCCGACACCAGGUGUUCGUUCCUCCAGUGUAGGCAACUUUCAUGAAAGCAGCUUCAGCACCCUGAAGGACCCGAGGCUGGCCAGUACCUCGGAAGAGGAGGAGGUGCCAGUUCCAUCGCCGUCGCAUCACCCGGAUCUCAAUAAUGAGGUUGCUGCGUUGAGCCUGAAGCUUGUCCAGGCAAUCAACAACCAGACCACCCUUGAUGACAAUCUCGUCGCUACCCGGCAGGAGCUGGAGCAGGCUCAAGCUAAGGUCCGGGUGCUCGAGGUGGAGAAUGAAAAGCAUCGCCGUGAUAUUGCUCAGGAAGUCCUGAUCAAGAAGUCCGAUGUCGACUACGAAAUGCUGCGCAUACAGGCUGCCUUGGCGGAGGAGAAGGCCCAGCGCGCACUAGUGGAAAAGGAGAAGAAGGGUAUCGAGCAAGAACUAGAAACAUUGACGGCCGCGCUUUUCGAAGAAGCCAACAAGAUGGUUGCUGCCGCGAAGCUUGAGCGUGAAGCUGUCGAAAAGAAGAACGAGCAGCUGCGUUCUCAAGUGAAAGACACCGAAGCGCUCCUUACAUCGCACCAGGAACAACUGGCGGAAUUGAAGUCUGUUCUGCAGGCACUGAACAUCUCUAAAGAUGAUAUUGAUGCCCGCACGAUCGCGUCGACCGCCCCGUCCUCCCCUGCGGUAACACGCCAUUCUAUGCCCAUUAAUAGAAACAUCGAGACUCCUGGCAUCCCGGAGGAAGUGGCACCAUGCGAAGAACUUGCUCCAGGCCCGUCUACCAGCUUUCCACAUCUAAUCAAGUCUGUUUGCCGGACAGAUAUACAGGCAUACGAGGAUUUCCGGGAACUGUUUACUACUUCUAGACUUUCCAAGCCACCCAGUCGGGCCACAAGCGGGUCUUAUUCCGGCUUGAACGUCAUGAGCCUGGCUGGCCUGAGCAGCGGUAGCUUCGGUUCAACAUCUUCUUCGCCCGCAAAAUCGCAGACGCACUCUCCCAAUGGAAGUGUAUCUUCUCCCCAGCCCGUGACUUCUCACAUUCCUCUCAAGGAGACCCGUUUCUACAAGCGGGUGGUUACGGAAGAUGUGGAGCCGACGCUCCGGCUUGAUGCUGCUCCGGGAAUAUCAUGGCUAACUCGACGCUCGGUGUUGAAUGGAAUCUGCGAUGGAAGCCUUUUGGUUGAGCCGAUGCCACCUUCGGCGAUGAAGUAUGAGUUCCCAUGCUCGCUGUGUGGCGAGCGCAGAUCUGGUUCCGUCAAUGAGCGAACCCAUCGUUUCCGGACUUCUGACAGCGAGACCGCUCAGAGAUACCCUCUAUGUGUGCUGUGUCUAGAGAAAGUGCGUUCGUGUUGCGAGUUCACUGGGUAUCUUCGUCUCAUUCUUGAUGGACAUGUUCGCAUUGGCGACACAGAAGAGGAGAAGGAUGCUUGGGAUGAAACGAUCCGACUGAGAGAAAGGAUGUUUUGGUCGCGCAUUGGCGGGGGGAUCAUUCCUCUUUUCAGUCAAUCCAUUGACUUCCCAGAGAGCAUUCCCACCGAGGCAGAGGAUCCCAUACAGCCUAUCUCCUACCGCCGCCAUGACUCUCGCCAAUCCAUUGCCUCGAGGGCUUGCGAGAGCAUGACCAUUCUAACUGAGGAUGCUGGUGAAUCUGACGACGAACACCAUCACGAGGACGGCGAUGACCCAUUUGUGUCGGCCCCUUCCGAGUCGGAGUCUACAGAGAGCAGCGCUGCACCCUCGCCAACCGAAGUUAACACACCGAUGGCUCUCGGGGAUGAUUCGCAUGAGCAGACUACUGUGCGGGUAGUCACAUCGGAGACUGGCCAUGUUGAAGAGAGCGACACGGGCAAACCUACAAUUACGAUUGAGGAACCAUUUGCCAACCACGACGCCACAAAGAGCGGUGAUAAUUGAUAUGAUCGAUGCUGAUUUGACCCAUGACUACCACCAUUCAGACGGACACAUUCGCUGUCUCCUUUUUCAUUUUUGAGCCUUGCUUUCUUGAUUUCCGAUCAUCGUCUGCGCACUUUUGCACCUUCUUCUCUUUUUCUAUAUCCCAUGCAUGUCUGCUUGCCUAAUUCCUCACCGAUCCAGUCCUUCGUACCAAGACAUUAUCAGGCAA
Messenger RNA from Aspergillus heteromorphus CBS 117.55, 2569 nucleotides. Its product is annotated as guanine nucleotide exchange factor SEC2. Bases 256 to 2361 code for a protein of 701 amino acids. Gene Ontology annotation, molecular function: guanyl-nucleotide exchange factor activity. The transcript has 3 exons. The record is from RefSeq and is a predicted model, not a curated record. Gene Ontology annotation, cellular component: Golgi to plasma membrane transport vesicle; cell tip. Lineage: Eukaryota; Fungi; Ascomycota; Eurotiomycetes; Eurotiales; Aspergillaceae. Gene Ontology annotation, biological process: exocytosis.